UGCUGCACGCCACAAACGAAGGAACUGACUGCUCAUAUUCCCAGAAAGAUGGUGCUCGGUCAAAUCGCCAAGCUGUACCAGAAGAGCGUGGCCAAGCAACUUCGUCAGCUCGGCCUUCGUUACGACGAUGCCCUCGUUGAAACCUCGGAAGUCCAACGCGCCGUGCACUGGCUCGACCGCGACCAGUCCUUGGCCCGCACCCGCCGUCUUUCCCGCGCCGCCGACCUGAGCUUCAAGCGCACGUACUUGCCGGAAGAAAUCCAAAAGAUCCAAGAACCUUACAACUUCUACUUGCACGACAAGGUCGCGGAAGCCACCGAGUUGGCCGACGAACGCAACAAGUUGACCAAGUGGUAAACGACGCCCCUGUAGAAGAUAUGCAUGACAAAUGGAACAUUGUGACUCCACCACCGUUGCUUGCAUCCGAGCGAACCCAUCGUGAUUGAUUGCAUGUUCUAGCGUCGUGUAUCUUACAUCUAUUUACAACUACCCAUGGAGUUGUAUUGCGUUCA
Messenger RNA from Aphanomyces astaci, 512 nucleotides. RefSeq lists its product as hypothetical. The transcript has a single exon. Gene Ontology annotation, biological process: mitochondrial electron transport, ubiquinol to cytochrome c. The coding region runs from base 49 to 357 and encodes 102 amino acids. The record is from RefSeq and is a predicted model, not a curated record. Lineage: Eukaryota; Oomycota; Saprolegniomycetes; Saprolegniales; Verrucalvaceae.